Molecule: messenger RNA, 1771 nt
Organism: Cimex lectularius (bed bug)
Lineage: Eukaryota; Metazoa; Arthropoda; Insecta; Hemiptera; Cimicidae
Product: sodium/hydrogen exchanger 9B2-like
Exons: 10
Coding region: 220-1695 (491 amino acids)
Biological process (GO): proton transmembrane transport
Cellular component (GO): membrane
Molecular function (GO): antiporter activity
Source: RefSeq, a predicted model, not a curated record
ACUUUAGAAAUGACAUGACAUUUUGUUAGUUUACCUUUUAUUCCUGUUACAUUCAAUUUAAUGUAUAUAAACAAGCGACACAGAUCAGUUUUGGCCCACAGCACAUCAAAAUUCAAGUCGCAACUUUCCUCCUCCCUUUGAAUAGACAAAUUACACAUUCAAGAAAACAACUUUCAACAUAUUUAUAGACACGAGAACAACAAAAGCAAAUUUAAAUCUAUGGACCAAGAGUACAUACAUGAGGCGAUCUCCAUGAGCAUUGGUGACAAUGAAGAUGAAAAAGGAUCUGAAACAAAACGGACGAACUGGCUUGCUCGGCAGCUAAGCAAACAAUUCAAUUUACCAGACCACCCUGUCGUUCAGUUUAUAACGUACGUUUUAAUCGGGUUUCUCAUUUGGACCCUGCUUUUCCUCUUGUUGCACGAUGAAGUCCUCCUGAACGGUGGCCUUUUCAAUCUUUUGUCUCUGUUCGUGCUGGCCUUUGCAGUCGGGUUCGCAGUCUCUUUUGCUAAACUACCACCGCUGCUAGGAAUGCUUAUAACUGGUAUUGUGCUUAGAGCAAUAGGCUUCUUUCAUGUCUCUGGAAUAUACGUACAAGUUGUUAUAGUGCUGAGGAAUAUAGCUUUGACAGUUAUUCUAAUUAAAGCAGGCCUUGGCUUGGACGCUCCAGCUUUGAUGAAAUUAAAAUUCACAGUGCUCAAACUUGGAAUAUUCCCAUGUGCAGGAGAAGCUGUUGCUACAGGAAUAUUAAGUUAUUAUUUUUUAGGAUUUCCUUGGCUAUGGGCAUUUUUACUAGGGUUUCUUUUAAGCCCAAUUUCACCGGCUGUAGUUGUCCCGACCUUGUUAAAUCUUAAAGAAAGGGGCUAUGGGAACGAUAAAGGCAUCUCUACACUCGUCAUUGCUGCUUCAAGCCUCGAUGAUAUAUUUUCAAUAUCAAUUUUCGGCUUGUUGCUCUCGUCAAUAUUUUCUAUAGGUAGCUUGACUAUGGCUUUGAUAAGAGGACCCUUGGAGCUGCUUACUGGACUCGUUUUCGGUGUGGUAUGGGGCUUUGUCUGUUCCGGAUUUCCACACAGGGAUGAUGAUUGUUUAGUGUUAAAAAGAAGCCUGCUGAUCGGACUCGGAGGGGUUGUUUUUAUUUUGGGCUCAACUUAUCUCAACUAUCCUGGGGCAGGGCCGCUUGCAUGCAUAACUGCAGCAUUUGUAACAAACAUAUCGUGGCAAAUGCAAGGCUGGGGUUUUGACAAACCUAACCCAGUGGCACAAGUGUAUUCACAACUUUGGGUCAUGGUCCAGCCGGUGCUUUUCGGCCUGAUAGGAGCUGAAAUUGAUGUCAACACUCUACAACUGACCCAAGUGAUUAACAGCAUUGCUAUCGUCAUAGCAGCUCUUGCCUUCAGGAUUGCCGUAUGCUUUCUUUCUCUGAUCGGCGGAUCGCUCAACUGGAAAGAGAUGCUAUUUGUUAAUCUCGCUUGGCUGCCCAAAGCUACUGUUCAGGCUGCGUUUAGUCCCCAGCCUCUCGAUUAUCUAAGAAUUACAAACUCGACGGACAAACAAGCCUAUGAUAUUGCCCACUUAGUUUUAACGAUGGCCAUCGUCGCUAUAAUAAUAACAGCUCCUAUAGGAGCGAUCGCAAUAUCGCUGACAGGCCCGUACCUGCUGAACAAGACAGAGAAGCCCACUAAGAGUGCUGGUUAAGGAUUUGAAGAGUUUAACAUAACCUCAACAAAAAACCAAAACUGUAAGAUUUAAAUAAAUGUACUGUAACAUCAAA